AUGCUUUCUUUCUUCAUCUCUAUUAGUUUAUCAAAGAAACCAGUCAUUCUAAUUCCAGGAAUGUAUGGUUCAAAUCUAUAUGCAAACUAUACAGAUGCUCACUUACAGUGGUUUUGUCCGAAAUCAGGAGAAGACGAACUGAUUUGGGGAAAUCCUCUUAGAUUAAUAAGACCAAUGUAUCAAUGCACAUUCGGACUUCUUCGUGAAUAUUGGAAUAACUCAGAACCCAUCAAAUAUCCAAAUAUUUCUAUCAAGCCAAAAUCCUUCGGUCCAUUAGAUGAUAUAUUAUACAAAUACAAGAUUCCAGGAAUCACAUAUGGCAUUUCUGGAGACUUUGCAAACCUCGUCAAAGCAUACAUCAAAAAAGGCUACAGACCUGGUGUUGAUUUACUUGCCGCUCCAUAUGAUUUUCGUCGUGCUCCGAUGUAUCUUGGCGAUUAUUACACAGAUCUCAAGAAUUUGAUCGAAAAAGCGCGUGUCCAAAACAGAAGAAAUGUAACUUUAGUUGCUUUUGACUUAGGAGCAUUAGUUAUGCAGAGAUUCCUUUUAAAGAACGUAACAUGGGGCUGGAAGAAGGCAAAUGUUCGAAAUACUGUUAUGGUUGCUCCAGAUCUUGUUGGUUCAAUCCGCCCAUUCCUCGAAUUAAGAUAUUCUGAAACAGAAAGAAUCCCAUUCUUACAGAACCAAUAUCUUGGCGGUGCAUUGUCCUCUUGGGCUGCUACAUACGCUCAAUUACCAAAUUUCAACGUCUUCACUGGAGAAAAUCUUGUAAGAUUCCCACUUCAAAAUACAACUUCUUACCAAGUACCAAAUUUACUUGCCAGGUUCGGACUUGUCAGAGGAACAGAUAUUCAAGGAUUAAACAGAUCACUUCGCAUUUUAAGGAAGGAACUUAACGACUACGAGGUACCAACAACUGUUAUAUAUAACAGUGGAAUCAAAACAUUAAGGAGUCUUGAAUUUCCUCAAAAUCCCCGUAAAUAUCCAAAAGUAGAAUUUUCGGAUGGUGACGGACUUGUAUUAUCAGAUGGACCUAAAUACAUAUGCUCUAGAUGGUCGAACAUCAGAUGCAUUGAUGUCAAAAAUGAUGGAAGGUAUUUCAGACAUCAGAGAUUCAUGAAUAACCCAUACGUUGUGGAUCUCACAGUAAACGCUUCAAUUGUUUCAGCUUGGGCUGUGAAAGGAAGAUUAAAUGAAGUGGCUCCGCAAGUUACGACAAUUCCAUUCUUUGGGUACUACAUCAAUCAAAAUGUUCGGGCAAGGAAAAUAUAUAGUGAUCUUUAA
Molecule: messenger RNA, 1284 nt
Organism: Trichomonas vaginalis G3
Lineage: Eukaryota; Parabasalia; Trichomonadida; Trichomonadidae
Product: O-acyltransferase protein
Exons: 1
Coding region: 1-1284 (427 amino acids)
Biological process (GO): lipid metabolic process
Source: RefSeq, a predicted model, not a curated record